CCAAAGCUUCACCAAAAAUCUUUGCACCCAGUCAACUUCGACCUUCACCUACACCACCAAAAACCACCACGCAACACAACAACCACGGCGAUUGAACCCCCGAACCCCCCCAAUCGAAUCUCAUUAGCCAUUGCGAAAUACACCUGGACCCGUGGAAUCCACCUCCGACGCACUACCGGCGCACCACCCCGCGGUCCCGUCGCCGUCACCACCACAAAACAAUGCCUAUCACAAUCCUCGCCCCAAGGGGCACGUCUUCACACCACAAGCCCGCACGCUACACCGCUGCCGCCGAUUCAGACUCGGACUCCGAUGGUGGCGCCGACAUCGAGGGCGACAUCCCCAUGCGGCCGGCGAAGCGCGCCCGCGGCGACAACUACGACAUCGUCACCCCGGGUGAGAUUAUCACCGACGAUCCCCAGUGGAUGAGAGGACACGGAACCUAUAUAACCCCGACGACGACGGAAAUCGUCUCCUCGGUCGCCGGCACCGUCACCCGCACUAACAAACUCCUCUCCGUUCGCCCUCUCCGCGCCCGCUAUACCCCCGAGAUUGGUGACCUCGUCGUCGGCCGCAUCGUGGAAGUCCAAGCGAAGCGCUGGCGCGUCGACGUCGGCUCGUCGCAGCUCGCCAUCCUCCAGAUUUCCGCCAUCAACCUGCCCGGCGGUAUCCUCCGCAAGCGCACCGACACGGACGAGCUGCAAAUCAGGUCCUUUUUCGCCGAGGGCGACCUGGUGGUGGCCGAGGUCCAGCAGCUGCACCAAGACGGCGCGGCCAGCUUGCAUACGCGGUCCCUCAAAUACGGCAAGCUGCGCAAUGGCGUCUUCGUCGCCGUUACGGGCACCGGCGGCGGUGGCGGCGUUGUGCGGGCCAAGAGGCAGCAGUGGGUCAUGGACGCGGCACGCGGCGCGAGCAAGGUGCACGUCACGCUCGGUGUCAACGGCUUCAUCUGGAUCAGCAAGCACGUCGAGAGUGAUGUGUCUGAGAGCGUGGGGCUUAACCGCAUGGAGGAGAGCGUAAGCGCCAACGUGUACUCGAGCCAGAAUGACCGGAUCGAUCACGAGACCAUGCGCGAGGUCGCGCGGAUACGCAGCGUCAUCCUGGCGCUGGUCGAGAAUGGGCUGAGGGUCGACGAGGACAUGGUCGUCAGGGGGUAUAAAGAGGCGGUCGACAUGGGGCUGGAGAGCGUCGAGGACGACAUCUACCUUGGCGGCGAGAGGGGGAAGAGGCUCGCCGAGGCUUUGCUGAGGGAGUGAGUAGAUGUGUCAUCGAGGAGGUCAAAUAGAAUAAAAACAAGGAUCAUAAAAGUCGAGUUCGUGGAAAAGGUCUUUAAAGAUAAGAUGUAAUAGAUACUAAAAGGGGGGGUGGGCUUCGUAUAAAACCGCCAAAAGGAACCCCCAAAUCCGCCUGACAUCAGAAACGCUAUGCAAUAUGUAUCUAUAGGCCAUGUGACCAAUUCGUGGUAUCAAGAAAGAAGUGUGUCCAAACAGCACGGGAGGUACGCUCCUACAAGGUCUCGACCAGCUCCGCGCCAGCGAAGUAUCCCUUAUUCUCGAUCACGCCCCGGUCUUUCACGAAUGCAGUGUACUUGACAACCCACUCCGGCGUGAGGUCGCCCUCAAGACCAUCCUUGCCCUCGGCGGGGUCGGCGAGGACUCCAGCGCCCUGCAAGCCGUGACCGAGGAGGUCGCGGAGGGUGCCUCGGGGCAGGAUGUCGGUGCAGUCGGUGUGGACGAGUAACUCAACGCCCUCCGCCUUGGCCAACUUGACCAGCGUGGGCGGCACGCUGCAGCAGUCCUUGAUGUUGAUCUGGUCAACGGCCGGGCGGACGCUGACCUUCUUGAUAAACCUAGCCAGCUUUUCGGUGCCGAACUCGGAGAUACCGAGGGCCUUGACCUCGCCCCGCUUAUACAAAUCCUCCAGCACCGUCCACGUCGCGGCCUCCUCGUCGAUGUUGCCCUGGGAGGCGUUGCGCUUGUCAGCCUCCCAUUCGCAGUCGCCCUCAAAGGACAUGCCGGGGAACGAGGCGAUGAGCAGGUCUAUUGUCGUGACGCCCAGCUCCUUUCGUACGAGGCUCAAGGCAUCCUGAACAUACCGGGCGCGGUCCUGUGCGGGGGCGUUGGGAAGGAAGAAGAGCUUGACGGUAAUGUCGUAGUUGUCGGGCUCCUCCUGCAGACCGGAAUAGGACCAAUCUAUGCGGGGGAUGUAGAGAGCAUCGUUCUCGCGGACGGUCCACACAUCGAUGCGGGGCCGACCAGAGUCGCUGUGGGAGAAGCCGUUUGAGUGACCGUUCAAGACGCCGUUCCCGUUGACGGGCUCAUCGUCGAUAGGCGAAGAGUCCUCGGCGGGCGAGUAAUCUUGCUGGGCAGCGAGGAAAUUGCUCCGCAGUGAGUUGGUCAGUUCGAGAUUCGAUCUGUAGGCACCUGGUUUACGGAUUAUGGAGGGACCGCCCGAGACAAUGUUUCUGCACGCGGCGGAGGACCACCAAUCAGCAUCAUGGUGUCAAAAAAAACCCAAUGUGUGCAAGAACAAGAUGGCACAAACCCCGUGGAAAGAAUCAGCUUCGUCAUGACGGUGGCUAUGGUGGUCGAUGACAAGUUUUCUUGGUGAGUGUAGCCGAAGAUCAGAUAGCCCGGUAGACAAGAGUAAGAUUGCGUCGCGAAGGGUCUUGAUUGCGCAGUACCAGCAAGAUAGUUCUUUCUUCUUCUUUUGCUUCUUCUUCAGCAGUACCCUUUAUUUCUUCUUGGUCGUUUUUUUUUUGUGUUGGCGCCUGGAUUUUUUUUAGACUUUUGGAGGGGUUGAUUAACAAUCCGAGUCUGAGCGGCGCCGAUAAGGAUUGCGGUCCGCUCGGGAUUCACAAGCAGGUGAGACAGGGUAAUUAAUAAUGGCUGGCGCGGUAUGCGAAUGUCGGCUUGUGUAUGGAAAAGGCUGAGGUAGGGGAUAAGCGCGUGACAAGGUUGUGAUCUGCAAUGAUGGAAUGCAGACAAUGAGGGAGGGGUUCAGGUUCUAGAAGGACGAAAAAUGAUUCCGGGAUUCGGAGGUGGAUCGACGAUGGUAUUUGUUCCGUCUGUUGCUGGCCAAGGUGAAGGAGGACAGCGGAAGAGGGACAUAUGGGGGGAGCAGAAGGUUGUGGAGGACUGGUUCCCUUUUCUAGAAUUUGGAUGACAGCGAGAUUCGACUCAGGUCUGUCUCGGUGACCAAAAGGCAUGACUGAAUCGA
Colletotrichum destructivum is the source of this 3219-nucleotide messenger RNA. RefSeq names its product Putative exosome complex RNA-binding protein 1/RRP40/RRP4. The transcript is spliced from 2 exons. NCBI's taxonomy places the organism in Eukaryota, Fungi, Ascomycota, Sordariomycetes, Glomerellales, Glomerellaceae. The record is from RefSeq and is a predicted model, not a curated record. Gene Ontology annotation, cellular component: cytoplasmic exosome (RNase complex); nuclear exosome (RNase complex). Gene Ontology annotation, biological process: exonucleolytic trimming to generate mature 3'-end of 5.8S rRNA from tricistronic rRNA transcript (SSU-rRNA, 5.8S rRNA, LSU-rRNA); CUT catabolic process; poly(A)-dependent snoRNA 3'-end processing. Gene Ontology annotation, molecular function: RNA binding. The coding region runs from base 222 to 1256 and encodes 344 amino acids.